AAAGUGUUUUCAUCCGUAGAGGUGCUUAAGCAUUCAAUAACUGCCAUUAUUCUUUCAAGCUGCAGCUUAAAACUCGCAGGUAAGGGUACAAGUCAGUGUCAAAUCCUUAUUUAGUUUUUGCCUUUCGAAAAUACAUGUGCGCCACGUACCACCUAUAUAUUGUGCUUUGAAUUGUUAUAUUGACAUAAAUCUCAUCACAACACUGAGUUUGGUAACAUUUCAAAACAGGAUUUCCAUUUCUCUGUUAAAAAUAAGUCGACUUUAGCGUAGAGCCAAGUUUUGCGUAUCCUCAUGCUUUUUCACGUGCGCAAUUCCCCAGUGGUGAAAGCGCGAUCGCAACAAGUACGUCACACUUAGUAUGUUUAUUAGUGAUGUCUCGGAACCUUAUGGAACUUUAAGAAAGGCUAUUCUUAGGCGUGAAGAUCCAACUGGCCGACAAGAGUUAGACCAACUAUUCAACAGCGCCGAUCUACAACAUGACUCAGCAACAGACAUGUUACUACGAAUGCGAAAAGUCAUUGGUCAAGGGAUCUUCGACGAGGGUCUGUUUAAACGGCUUUUCAUGUCUGUUUCCCCAACAAGUGCAGGUAGUGCUUGUCUUAUUCCGGAACAACACUGCGAACAAACUGGCUGCAUUUGUCGACCGGAUUACAGAAAUCACCAGAACCCAUUAUCGCCGAGGUUUAUCCUGUCAAAUAAAAGCUUCAAACAACGUCACAGAUAUGUCACAUUCUGACUCGU
Schistosoma mattheei is the source of this 741-nucleotide messenger RNA. NCBI's taxonomy places the organism in Eukaryota, Metazoa, Platyhelminthes, Trematoda, Strigeidida, Schistosomatidae. The record is from the annotation of a GenBank genome assembly.